Molecule: messenger RNA, 1521 nt
Organism: Blumeria graminis f. sp. triticale
Lineage: Eukaryota; Fungi; Ascomycota; Leotiomycetes; Helotiales; Erysiphaceae
Source: the annotation of a GenBank genome assembly
AUGCCAUCGCCAGAGAAUGUAAGGAUGAGUGACGAAAAUGCUUCAAAGUCCACAUAUUUCCCACUUGGCUACAAAGCAUCAGCGAGCCAAUGGUGGGCAGGUGUAGCGCCUACUAUCGCCGAAAGCCAUGUUAUAUCUUUGAUACCCCAUCUUCAAAAGCCUUGGGCCCAUGACAUCGUUGGAAAUUCAAAUUCAGCGUUAGAGGAUUCUGCCGGACCAUUACUCAAAGGUAUACCAUCAGACUUAGCCGCACAAGCUAAGGAUCCACAUGGCCCACGUGCUUGCUAUUCGAAUACAAUCACUCUAGCUGGAAAAGAUAGGACCUUGAAUGAGCUCUCAAUUGAGAGAACCGAGGAAGAAGUGGAGUAUAAUUUAGUAAUGCUACACGGCUAUGGUGCAGGACUAGGGUUUUUUUAUAAAAACUUUGAAGGAUUAAGUCAAAUGAAAGGGUGGAAGAUAUAUGCGCUUGACAUGCUUGGGAUGGGACGGAGUAGUCGGCCUCCGUUCAAAAUACAUUCAAAGAGCCAAUCGGAACAAGUAACGGAAGCGGAAAACUGGUUCAUCGAUGCCUUGGAAGAAUGGAGAAUUACGAGAAAAUUAAAGAGCUUCACGCUCCUUGGUCAUAGUCUGGGUGGUUACAUGGCUGUGGCAUAUGCUUUGAAAUACCCCGGACGACUAAACAAACUCAUUCUCGCCUCUCCAGUUGGAAUACCAGAAGAUCCAUACGCAGUGCGGACAGAUUUACCCGAGCCUAAAGAUUCGACUUUGGCGAAUGAGUUCACUCAGACUCAAGACAGUAUAAUGAAGGACAAGAAAUUAGAGACUAAGAUAGAUAAUAAUCCACCCGGUGGUACUCAUUCCAAAGCUAGCUCACCUAAGAAGGAUAUAAACCCAACUCCUCGCCGCCCACUGCCGAGAUGGCUUGUUUAUUUGUGGGAUGCAAACAUAUCUCCUUUUAGCAUCAUACGCUGGACAGGACCACUUGGACCGCGCUUUGUCUCGGGGUGGAGUUCAAGACGGUUUUCUCAGUUGCCAAUCGAAGAGUCAAAAGCUCUUCAUGAAUAUGCAUAUUCCCUUUUCCGUCAACGUGGUAGUGGAGAGUAUGCUCUUGCUUACAUUCUAGCACCAGGUGCUUUUGCUCGGAGUCCUUUAAUUAAUCGAAUUCAUAAAGUGGGCCGGCAAUAUUUUAAAUCUAACGAUGUUGAAGAGAAUACUACAGGUAGCUCAUCUUCACUGCAGCCGGAAAUUAGGGAGGCUGGAAUUCCAAUAGUUUUUAUUUAUGGCGAAAAUGAUUGGAUGGAUGUCGCUGCUGGCUACUUAGCUGAGAAGAAACUCGAGGAAGAAAAAAGUAGAGUUCUAAAGGAGGCAAAUGAAGAAGAACGAAGGAGAGAAAAUGGAAGCGCCAAGGUGUUGGUGAUAAAAAAUGCCGGUCAUCAUUUGUAUCUAGACGGGUGGGAGGAAUUUAAUGAGGUCAUAAGAGAGGAAAUGAAAGAUACGGAGAGAAACGGUUGGAAAAGAUAA